Molecule: messenger RNA, 558 nt
Organism: Linum tenue
Lineage: Eukaryota; Viridiplantae; Streptophyta; Magnoliopsida; Malpighiales; Linaceae
Source: the annotation of a GenBank genome assembly
AUGGAAGACCGAGCAGCCAAAAUAAAAAGGCUGAGAUCAAGUGGGUUCAGGAUAUGCAAGCCCCGGGUAACUUUCCUGUGGCCGGACAUGGCUGCAGCCUCCUCUCCUCCAGUCCAACUCAAUGGCUUACUUGCUAGAACUCCUUCUUCUGUCUCUUCCUUGUCCUCCUCCAUAACCACACUCGCCCCUGCAGACUCACAGCAUUCUCCUUCCCCAGUGACGAGGCCAGUAGCAGAAAGAAGAAGAGGCUUCGUCGCAGUAACUCUAACCACACCAACUUCUUCCUCUGCAGUUCCUUCUAUCCUCUGCCGGCAGGGGAGAAACAGCAGCACUACUCCUAGAACUCCUUUGAUCAACCUCAACGAAGUUCCCCUAACCCAAAACAAGAAUCUGAUUCAAGUUUCCCCUGGUCCAGUCACCUAUCAGAGAAGAAACCAUCAGCAGAGUUUCAGUGCUGGAAAUAUGGCAGCUUCAUCAUGCCUUCCGCUGGGAGUACAGACAUGGCUGGCUAUUGGUGGUGGUAAUCCGGCAUCAGAUAAGGAAUGCAAGCGAGGCUAA